UUCACCGCGGUGAAAAGCUUCUUGUCGAAGGCGCCUCCUACACAGUCGUCCAUCAUAGGGGAGUCAACAAUUAGGAAGGAAGAAAAGCUUCUGGACGACCAGUGUACUCGUCAGCGAUGUAUAGGAAGACUGAACACCUAACGCGGGUGACAUAUUCGCGACUUCAUCACCUGAAGUGAACGCUUUUGUGACAGAACAAUGCACAUCUUGCUGUGCGCGUGUGCUCGUUAACUGCGCUCUUUCUCCGUCUCACCUACUUCAUCGGCUUGUGACACGCCCAUAGGCGGGAAACGAAGUGCAUAGUGCGAAUGAGGCACAUUUUCCAUGUAACUCUGCGCCAAACGUAAUAUUUGUUUAGAGAGGCACCUCGAGUAUACUCCUGACUAGUCUUGUGCUAAACGGGAGUGAUUGAACUUAGCGAGAUGAAGAACUGAUGCGCGAUAAACGUCAUCCACGAACCGCUGUGUUGUAAGUAUUGUCUUUGCUCUUGCAGCACGUGUCUUUUUUUUUCCAUUGGUUGAAGCGGCGUCUCGUUUGGCGUCGUACCCCGUGCUGAAAGGACGCCGAACAAGGCCCCUCGAAAUUGAAGACGCUUUCCGACAAUGUUUUUCCCUGUAGAGACUUCGUAAAGGAGGCGUACGUUCAUUUUUCUCAAGGGAACUGCGUGCAAAAGUCGUUGUUGAAGAGUUUUAUCCAGCCGCGACUCGCGCUACUCCUUCUCGAGGAUAACCACGACAAGAAUUGAGCAAAACGUGAGAAUUCGCGGCAUGGCGUCCCGCGUUUAUUCUCUGAGCGAAUUCAGAAGAGUGAAAUACUUCAAGAUCUGUAACCGAGUAAUAGUGUACGCUAUCAUCGUGUCCGUAGCAUGUCUUACAUUCGUCCCCUUGAUGUGCCGCGACGCCUCCCCUGGGUACCUCCGAGAGCCUACGACCGCUGAGCCUUCUAAAGUCUCGAUGGAUUCAACAGCCGAGCCCACUUCCGCUGAGCCUUCUGAUAGCUUGAAGAUUUCAAGCUCUGAGCCCACUCUUGCUGAGCAUUCUAAUAUAUUGAAGACUUCAACAGCACGGUCCUUUUCCGUCGAGCCCCAACCUGUUGGAUCGGUGACAGUCAUGCCAGACACUAAUACAUCGUCCACCGCUAAGACAACCUCUGCUGCUUCAGUAUCUGCCGUUACUACUACCACCAGUUCGUUCGCGACUGCCGAAAAUGUGACAAAUAUACCUGGCUCGAAAGUGACAAACGCCUGCGGCUUCCCACUGCGGGUGCUCUACUAUGUUCACACCGCUCCGGACCACUUCCAUAGGCGUCGGGUGCUGCGUGAUACCAUAGGCAACCCCGCUGUAACCGCGUUCGUGAACUCCACCGUCGUCUUCUUUGUCGGCAAGACCACGAACGCAGAAGUGAGCGAGGAAGUGCGUGCGGAGGCGGAGUGCGAAGGCGACCUGGUGCUGCUGGACCACGUAGACACCUACCGGAACUUGACCUUGAAGUUCAUCGGUGCGACAAAGUGGCUCGCUGAUCACCGCUGCCUCAGUUCAUCGACAGAUGUUGUCGUCAAACUAGACGACGACGUCAUUGUCAACGUGUUCCUUCUGGCUUCAUACGUCGAGCGACACAUGGCCGCAGCUGACACUCGCAACUCGAGAACGAUCCACUGCGCCACCAUGCCGCACCUAAAGCCUAUCCGCAAUAAAAAGUACAAAUGGUUCGUCUCGAAGGAAGAGUACGCCAAUGACACGUACCCUCCUUACUGCUGCGGCGCCGCCUACCUCAUGAAGGCGUCCGUGCUGGCCUUGUUGGGUGAGGCAACUGGCAGCGUUCCAUUCUUUUGGGUGGAUGACGUCUACUCCACGGGACUGCUGACGAAUGCGACUAACGUCACUCUGGUGAACAUUAGACGCAUGUGCAAUAUCAGCCCGCCUGCCGAAACGACGGCCGUGAAAAACAAGACUUUGUUCUUUCAUUGGGGUCAGAGACCCGCGCUAUUCAAGAGAGCGUACCGGUUCUGGGCUAGUGUUUUACGUCAAAACCGAACCAUGGGAGCACGCAUACUGGCGACGCAUGAACGAUUCGUGACACUGCCAGCUAUGAAGGGAAAGGGCAAGAAAAGGAAAGGUAGGAAGAUCAACCAGACGGGUGUUCAGCUAACUGUCCUAUAGGUUUUGGAUAAUGGGGAAUACGAAGAAAAAGAUUCAGGAAAUCUAGACGCUUGAAACGAAUUGUAUCGUGAAGAACAAGAAGAGAAGAAAUAGUAGAGAAGAAAAGGCAGAGAGGUUCACCAACUUAAGACAAAUGGCUCGCUACCUCACACGUGGGAACUGGACGGAGGAGAUUGAAAGGUGGAGAGGAAAGAGAGAGAGUUUCUUAAAGGAAACUGACUUGGACAAGCGGCUGUGACAACGAUGUCGCGUACCACGCAAGAGUAAGGGACUGUGACUGAGUGUGUGAGUGCUGUGUUCAGGAGAACAAUGAAACCACUAAAGUAUAUUUGCGUACUCGCCAUACGCAACAAUCACAGUCUUUCAAGGCUUCUGUGUGAAACUCUUGCACUUCUAACUGUAUGCGAAACCUGUUAAAUUUCAGGUUCAGAAAAUGUUAUAUUCAUUUUUUUGCUCUUUUUCGAGUUACAGCUCUUUCGAGGAUUUUCUGUAAAACUCCUGCAUUUCUAACUGUAUGCGAAACCUGUUAAAUUUCAGGUUCAGAAAAUGUUAUAUUCAUUUUUUUUUCUCUUCUUGGAGUUAGAGUUCCUUUCUCUAUAACAUGCAGUUGUUUAUGCUGUACUAAACAUUUGACGCGAAUUCUACUGGAACUCUCUGUUUGCUUUGUUUAUUAUUUGGCGUGAUACUUAUGAAACUCUUACAAUAGUACGCACGUAUGUUAUAAUUAUAUAUAAUUUGAUGUGCAUAUUCUUGCUGUGAACGUCGUAUCCUAGUAGCAAUGUAAGGCUCUCGAGGGACCCAGUCGAGCUUCUUUGAGGAGCUUCAAGCCCUGAAGACCGUCCAGAAUUUUCUGGUGAAAUAAACUUUUGAUUGAUUGAUUGA
Rhipicephalus sanguineus (brown dog tick) is the source of this 3041-nucleotide messenger RNA. RefSeq names its product UDP-GlcNAc:betaGal beta-1,3-N-acetylglucosaminyltransferase 7. The coding region runs from base 768 to 2159 and encodes 463 amino acids. Lineage: Eukaryota; Metazoa; Arthropoda; Arachnida; Ixodida; Ixodidae. Gene Ontology annotation, cellular component: membrane. Gene Ontology annotation, molecular function: hexosyltransferase activity. The record is from RefSeq and is a predicted model, not a curated record. The transcript has a single exon.